UUCGGCUUGAGCAUGACCCUGGCUGGGCAGGGAGCCCGCAGCCGGCUCCAGGGUCAGGUUGAUUGAAGAAGCAAUUGGAUAGGAGGUGGGGAGAGGGAGGGGGUAGGGCCGGGAUCCUGGGGCCUCCCUCCUGCUCCCUCCCUCCUUCCCCAGAGGAGCCAACUUCAAAAGCCUCGUCUGCCCGCCGCCAGCGCUCCCUGCUGCAGCCUGUCCUGAGGCCUCAGCCGCCCCCUGCCCACGGACCCGCGACCCACGGUUAUGUGCCAGGCCCCCUGGCGGGGCUGAGGGAGGGCCUCGCUGUGACAGGCCCAUGGUGACUCCCAGGCCUGCACUCUGGGCGCUCCUGCUGGCUCUGCUGGGGAUGGCGCCCGGCCAGGCAGGGCCCCGUGCCUGCAGCGUCCCUAACGUGCUCCGCCACUACCGAGCGGUCAUCUCGGAGGACCUGCAGGCCGCCGUGAGGCAGGGAGGGCCAGGGGCCGCGUGGACAGGGCCGGACUCCCGACCCCUGCAUUUCAUUCAGAAAAACCUGACUGGAGCUGUGGCCUCUGGCUGGAGGGGUCGGGUGGGAGCUUCCUGCGGUGCCCAGAAGGAGCGCGGAAUCCUACUGUCCAUUGCGUCCCUGGGUCGGACCCUGCGCAGGGUGGUGGCCGGGCGCCGCCGCGGGGCGCUGGAGAGAGCAGCGUGGACCGUGGCCCUGCGCACGGACGCGGUCAUGCGGCGCCACUGCUGGGUGCUGCGCCAGCGGAGCCAGUGGCCCAAGAGGCGCCCUCCCCGGCGGCGGCGCGGCAGCCGGAGGCUCGUGCUGCGCGCCCUGGAUGCCAUCGCCACCUGCUGGGAGAAGCUGUUCGCGCUGCGGGCGGCCACGGAGGGCACCUAGCGUCCUGCGCGCCCACAAGAGCCCGCGGGGCCUGGAACCGGCCUCUCCCUCGGGCUGGCCUGCCGCUAGGUCCCGGCCCCUCCCU
This is a messenger RNA of Canis lupus familiaris (dog), 962 nucleotides long. RefSeq names its product chromosome 24 C20orf204 homolog (gene C24H20orf204). The record is from RefSeq and is a predicted model, not a curated record. The coding region runs from base 311 to 877 and encodes 188 amino acids. NCBI's taxonomy places the organism in Eukaryota, Metazoa, Chordata, Mammalia, Carnivora, Canidae. The transcript has 4 exons.